Messenger RNA from Salpingoeca rosetta, 5609 nucleotides. RefSeq lists its product as uncharacterized. The transcript is spliced from 6 exons. Lineage: Eukaryota; Choanoflagellata; Craspedida; Salpingoecidae. The record is from RefSeq and is a predicted model, not a curated record. Gene Ontology annotation, molecular function: protein binding. Bases 292 to 5562 code for a protein of 1756 amino acids.
CGCUGACACACAAACAAGACGAGAGCGGACAGCCGCACCCCACAACAACAACACAACGACAACCUGCCGUUCUUGUGCCUGAUCGCCGCUCUGCUCCUCUUCUGCUCUGCUCCGCUGCUCCUCCACUGCUGCUUUGUGCACGCUGUGUACGCUCGUCCUCUCCUUCUCCUCCACCUUCCUUCACGCUGGUGUUGGAGUUUGAGCACGUACCAUCUCAGUCACGGGUGUCGCUGCUGGCCACCACGCGUGCCACGUCGUGCGCAUCAAACGAGACUGUGUCAUACGCCAACCAUGACACCACGUUGUGUCGUGUGGCUGCCCAUCAGCGCUCUGCUGCUGCUCCUCGCUGCCGCCUCCGCCGUCUCAGCACAAGAAUGUGGCAUCGGCGAGCGGCUGAGCUCGUCCAACGAGUCUAUUGCCUGUGACCGCGGCUACAAGUGCCCAUUCACCAACUGCACAAGGAUUCCGUGCCAACCACCGACCUACCAGGACGAACGCGGACAAGCAGAGUGCAAACCGUGCGCUGCCGGCUUGAGACGCGUCAAUGCGGCACACGUCGAGCCCUGUCCGCCCGGAUUCGAGUGCCCAUACGGCACUGAUCAACCCGAUCAGUGUGGAAGCGCAAUACCAUGCACAGCCGGCACCUUCUCAACCGGCAACGCCACAGCGUGCACUGCCUGCUCCUCGUGCUCGGUUGGUUUCAACGUCUCCACCGCUUGCAACGCCACAGCCGAUACAGUCUGUCAAGACACCACGCCCCCAACACUUUCCCUCCUCAAUCCAGCCACGGGCGCUGCAUUUGCCAACAACAGCAUGUAUGAGGUGGAGGCGAGUGCAGCCCUCUCAUUCAAUCGACCCAUCGUCAUGGCAAGCGAUAACAGUGGCGUCACACCCACACGCGUCUCCCCAACAGAAGCACAACUCAACGCCAUCACCAUUGCUGGCCACAACGUAAACUACACGCUCGUGUACGUGGUGCAGGACGAAGCGAGCCUGCAAGCAACGUUCGUACUGCACGUGCACGUCCGUGACACAACCCCGCCCACGCUUGGGCUGGCAGGACCACACACAGUCCUCCUUGAAGCAGGACUGCAAGCGGAACGUUGGGUCGACCCCGGCAUUGCCCGUGCAUUUGAUACUCUGGCCGGCAACCUCACGUCCCGCGUCACAACGGCAAUCACACGCGUGUCAUCAGGCAUUGUUGCGAACACCUCGUGCCCACUUUCCUCAGCGCGCGACCUCUACCCGCCACUUGUGCCGGCGGCAAGUGUCACCACGACAGCUGCAACAAGUGCAACAGCUGCAACAACGACCGUUGCCACAACUGCAAUGAGCGAUAUGAUCGAUGCGCACGCUCCCGCCAACACGACAUACGUGAUCCAAUAUGCGGUCUCGGAUGACGCUGGACACACCACCACCGUGGACCGAACCGUUGUCAUCAUCGACACUCAGCCGCCAACCAUCUCCUUUACUGCCACCACCGCCACUGCCACCACUGCCUUGGUUGCGGCGUUGGAUGUGGUGCAGUUGGAGUUUGGGGCUGCAGCAAGGGCGGCUCGCAUGCUUGCAGGCAACAGCACCAACGUGGCAGCUGCUGAUGUCAAUGAUGGCGACAUCACCGCACACUUGUGCGUGCAAGUUGCGCGCGUCACGCAAUUUGCAACGGGCAUCCUCCACAACAUCACCACCACCAACACCUCCACCGCUGCGACCUGGACAGCAACGCGCGCCCUGGCCUUCAUCACCAACACAUCAUCGUCAUCAUCAUCAUUGGUGUCGUGGUUCCAGCUCUCUGUGGUUGAUGCUCACGAUGAAGUGGGAACGGUGUUUGUUGUCCGCUUCGAUGUCACAGACAGGGCGGGGCUGAUGGCCGCACCGGCAUUUCGUGCCGCUGUCAUUGUCGACACAACACCGCCAACCCUCACCCUCCGUUCACCAACCACGGCAGCAACCACAACGACAACUACAAAGACGACAACGACAACAACGACAGCAGGAAAUGAUACAGUUUCUUCCACCACCACCACUCCCACCACUGGUAGUAAUGCAACAGCGACACCAGGUACAGCAUCCACAACCACACCACCACCACCACCACUGACGGUCGUCGUUGGCUACGCCCUUCGCUAUCGCGAGCCCGGAUUUCGUGCUGUGGACACACACGAUGGCGAUAUAACAAGUGCCGUGGUGGUGGUGGUGAAUAGCGGCAGCAGCAAUGGUGACAACAGCAAUGGUGGCAGCAGCAUUGAUACGCGUGUGCCGGGUGUGUACUCGCUGUUGUAUCGAGUGGCAGAUGCGAAUGGGAACGAGGCAACAGCAUCACGCCGUGUUGUUGUGCAGUCCAAGCCACGCCCACCGCAGCAACAGUCGGAUGUUGUUGUGGUUGUGCUGGAUGGUGUUUUGCCGCCGGCGCUUUUGCCUGCAGGCAAUGACACGCGUGCGCUUGAGCUGCACCUCGCCAGCUUGCUGAACAACGCCCCCGUUGUUGUCUUCUCUGUCUACAACACCACCCGUCCACAGCAAGGACGACGACGACGACGAGCAAGUGGCGAUGACGUGACGGCUGUUGAGUUUGCAGUCAGAAGCGACAGUGUUGGUGGCGGUGUUGGAUGGAUGGAUGGUGGUACAGUCGCAUCGACUCUCGAGUCUGCAGCCAGCGGUGGCGUUGGUGGUGUUGGUGUGCUACGUGUGGCCACGCUGGACGCCAUUGCGAUGACAACAGCGCCACCAGCCACCACCGCUCCAAUGACAACGACAACAACAACAGCAGCUAGCACGAGCAGCGGUGAUGGGCAGACAGGCAACAACAGGGGCAGUGGUGGUAGUGACGACGGUACUGUCGCGGGUGCUGUGAUUGGAGCAUUGGCAGCCGUUGCACUCGUUGUUGUGCUGGCCGUUCUGUUGCGUCGACGGUGGUUUGACAAGAGACACCAGGGCGCCAGCAUCACGUCACCAACACACGCAUCGCAAAGGUCCACAACACCACCAGCACCACCGUCAACAUCGGCGUCAUCGGCCGCAACAGCCACCACUGUAGCUGCACCAGGCGCCACACACCCAACCGCCCUUGAAGGAGGACUGAAGGCACAUGACGCAAUUCACGGUCGCGCGCGUGACCGGAGAAGUGUGGACGGACACUACUAUGAGAUUGACGACGACACCACCACCAGCAGCAGCAGCGGCAACGAUGACAGUGCAACCGCUGCUACAAACGUCGGCACCCAAGCAGAAAUGACAGCACCACCAGCAACAAUAACACCCGCGACGGCAGCAACAGCUGCACCAGCGACGUCUGCGGAUGCGCGUGGCGGUGACCGUGGCACCGCGCCACAGCACAUACUUGGUGAUGGAACUGAAGAGAACGAAGACGAUGAGGAGUAUGACAAGCGACCUGAUACUGUCGGCGCAAUGGCUGUGCCGCCCCUGCCACCACGAGGCAGAAGCGGCAUUGUGCACGCGCCUGAUGCUGAUUGUCAUGGUGGGGAUAACAAUGUUGGUGAUCAUGACAGUGACCAUGAAGGUGGAGACACACCACAGAAGCGAGAGGGGACAGACAAGCAACAACAGCAGCAGCAGCAGCGCAGGGAAGUGCUCUUCACCAUACCGCCAUCAUCAUCGCCACCAUCGUCAUCGUCACCACCAUCAUCCUCACGGGACAACGACGUGCAUGUGCCCUUGUCCGCAAUGAUGCGAGGCAGGCUGGAGGUGGUGGACGCUCACAGCACAUAUGGUGACACGCAACCAAGACAACAACAACAGCAGCAACAGCAGCAGCAGCAGCAGCAAAAGGAACAUGGUGAGGAGGACAGUGACAGCGACAGUGAUGACGAUGCUGGCAUUGAUGUGGAUGCAUUGAGUUCAUCGGGUGGUGUCGCGAGUGCGGCUGCUAUGACGAGUGGUGGCGGUGUUGGUGGUGGUCAACAGGAUCGCGGGUCUGUGCGCAGGACGCGCAGACGCUCCAGCCUCAACGACAGCCACGCGUACGAAACCAUCUCAGACAUCGAUGAGGAUGAUGACGACGACGACAACAACAACACCACCAGCUCCAACAACAGCAAUGAGAACAGUAACGGCGCGGCGGCGGAGGUGGAGGUGGAGGCGGUGUAUGAUGUUCCCAAGCGAGAGGCUGUCAAGAAGACAGCAGCCAACUUGCACCACCAGCACAACGGUGGCGUUGGCGGAGAUGAAGGUGGUGCGGGAACAACAACAGCACCGACAACAGAAACAACGUCAGCACGCACGACGGCAGGAACACAAUCACAUCCACAGGAGCUGCGCGUGGAGAACAUCUACGAGCAAGUGGAUGAUGACGACGACGACGAUGUCGAGAACUACUAUGAAGAUGUCAGAUUUGAUCGUCCUGUGGGCAGCAGUGCUGCGCGUGCUCCAGUUGUACACACCGGUGACAAUGGCCAUGAUGGGGAUGGUUUGUACGACUAUCCGAAGCGCGAACCAACUCGCGGCCACAGGACAGCAGCAGCAGCAGCAGCAACAGCAACAACUGCAACCACAGCGCCUGUGGGCAUUCCUUCUUCACGGGAGCAGCAGCAGCAGCAGCAGCAGCAGCAGCAGCAGGUGCCCGCACGGAAGAAAGCGAAAGUUGAACCGAGACGGAAGCGGCGAUCCAGGAAGCAGCCAACAGUGCCGUCACGACCGCCAUCACUGCCACCCAUCUCAACAUCGUCCGCAUCAUCAUCGAGGACAGCAACACGAUCAACUCACCACCAACACCACCACCAACAGCACCACCAACAACAAGCGCGUGAGCAGGCCACAGCGUCACCGUCCACGCAUCUCCCAUUACCGUCACUCCCAACAGCAGCAGCAACAACAACAACAACAGCAGCGCAGCCCGCAGACAGCACCACGAGUGCAAAUGGGCCUGGCUUGCGGGUUGUUGAUGAGGACUUGUUUGCGCCAACGCCAAUGGCAAUGAAGUCCACACACAAGCAUGACAGCCAUCACGCCACCGACACCACCACCGCCGCUUCUGUCACCAGUACGAGUGGUGGCAACGACAACAACAGGUCAGCGCAACAGCAGUCAUCAUCACGACGUGUUCACGUCACGUGCACGCGCGACCUGGAGCAGGAAGCAGAAACGUUGCCUGGCUUCAUCGGACGGAAAUCGCGCACAGCAGCAGAGGAUGUGCUGUUGGGUCCACCAACCACCACAUCAGCCACAACAUCAGCCACACCAUCAACAGCAGCCACGUUACCAUCGCCAUCACGCGGGGUGGUGGGCACGUACGUGUGGCGCCUGUCUGACCGGCAGAGCGGGGUGGUGCUGUCGCUGGUGGUGAGCGCGUCCGUGUGCGAGCACCACAUCUUCACGUGGGACGACAAGACAGGCGAGGUGUUGGUGAACGGGAAACCCAUUGGAUACAGCGAUGGACGGGAUGGACGUGCUGGUGAUGGACGUGGUGAUGGACGUGCUGGUGAUGGAAGAGUGGGUGGAAGGGGGAAGUGUUGCGGGCUGAGUGCGGCGCUGGCUGAGAUCCAGGUACACCCGCAAGGUGUCAUGACCACUGCACCAACAACGCCAGCACACGUGCCCAGAUGACCGGAGGGCGGGUGAUGUGUGUGUGUGUGUGUGUGGGGGGGGGGGUG